GUCAGAGUUUGAUCAGGGAAACUGCUGCAGAUUCAUCAACAACAGAGAAAGAUUAAAAGAUGGAGUCUACAGGAAAUAAAUGUCUCAAGACAACGAUGGAGACGACCACAAUCUUCAACUAUGAAAACGUUACCAACCUUACAGAUGUCUCUGACAACCUUGUCACUGUGAGACAGUCUCUCCGCAUCAUGUCUCUCAUUGUUUACUGCCUGGCCUUUGUUCUCGGUGUGUUCGGGAAUGGWGUGGUUAUCUGGGUGACCGGGUUCAAGAUGAAGAAAACAGUUAACACAGUUUGGUUCCUCAACCUCGCUGUGGCCGACUUCCUCUUCACGGCGUUUCUGCCACUGGGUGUGACGUACCUGAUUCUGAAUAAUCACUGGCCUUUUGGCAACUUCAUGUGCAAACUCUAUGCCCUUGUAAGCUCCUUGAACAUGUUUGCCAGUGUGUACAUCCUGGUGGUGAUCAGCGUGGACAGAUGUGUGUCUGUGCUAUGGCCUGUCUGGGCCAAAAACCACCGAAGUGUACGAAUGGCGUCCUGGAUGAUUGUGGGUGUUUGGAUACUGGCUCUGAUUCACAGUGUUCCAUACUUCAUCUUCAGGGACACUGUAUACUUUGAUGAAGGCAAAACCAUCUGCUUCAACAACUUUGCUCUUUCUGAUGACUAUGAAACACCAUCUGUGAUUGAGCUGCGACAGUUUCGACAUCGGACCAUGACCAUCAGUCGCUUCCUCCUCGGAUUUGUCGUCCCCUUCACUGUCAUCGUCUCCUGCUAUUCGGUGAUCAUCCAUCGUCUCAGGAGGAACCGCACCCUGGCCAGCCAAUCAAGCCGCCCCUUCAAGAUUAUCGCUGCCGUCAUCACCACUUUCUUCCUGUGCUGGGCACCGUUUCACAUCAUGGUUAUUAUUGAGUUGGUUCAUUUCUCAAGUACUCAUCAAAGUGUUGAAUUGGGCCAUGUCCUCACUAUUGGUGUCCCUAUAGCCACCAGCCUGGCCUUUCUCAACAGCUGCCUGAACCCACUCCUCUAUGUGUUUAUGGUCAAAGAUUUUAAGGAAAAAGUCCGCAAGUCCUUCCUGAACGUGUUGGAGACUGCCUUCCAGGAGGACGAGACACACUCUCAGACUGACACAAAGUCAACAGACAGUCAUUACAAAGAUGAGCUGGCUGGUAAUACAGAAGUAUAAGGCUUUACAAAACAUAAAGGCCUUUUUCAGAUAUGAACUCCAAACAUUUCUGAAAAAUUGGAGUUUGCCUUUCACUUUAAGAUCACUGCAGGAGAUUUUGUGGGUCAGACACGUUCAGAAUAACAGGAACAUGUCCAGGACAUUCAUUUGAAGGGUGGAACCUGGAUAUAGAAAUGAAGAAGGACGAAUAUUGCUGCAAAAAUCACAUGUUUACCCUUGUAGCAAGGUUUAUCGAAAGUUAAUUUCCCAACUUCCCCCUCAUACCCAACCCAAACCACUGAUGCUGUUAUGUUUAUGUGUACAUGAUCAAAUUGGGUAAAUUGUGU
This is a messenger RNA of Paralichthys olivaceus (Japanese flounder), 1507 nucleotides long. Its product is annotated as chemerin-like receptor 1. The record is from RefSeq and is a predicted model, not a curated record. Gene Ontology annotation, biological process: complement receptor mediated signaling pathway; phospholipase C-activating G protein-coupled receptor signaling pathway; inflammatory response. Gene Ontology annotation, molecular function: complement receptor activity; G protein-coupled receptor activity. Gene Ontology annotation, cellular component: plasma membrane. Lineage: Eukaryota; Metazoa; Chordata; Actinopteri; Pleuronectiformes; Paralichthyidae.